AUGGCUACUCCAAUCAUCAUCCCUAUGAUUCCACCUCUGUACCUCAUGGAGUCGCCGCCGCCGGGAGAAGUCAGGACUCUUGAGAAUCCGCCUAGCAGUGCUGGCGCUGUCUUGCCUGCUGGAGUGGCGACUACUGGUGCUGCGUUCAUCAUUGUCGUUAUUCGAAUACUCACGAGAAAGUUUGUGGUCAAGAGUUCGCUGGGAGUUGAUGACUAUCUAUGUAUAGCAAGUCUCGUUUUCGCUUUUGGCUUUCUUGCUAUGGCACUUACACUACUAGACGUUGGCGUCGGAAAUCACACAUGGGAUGUCCCUAUUCGACCAUAUGUCCCCAAGUUCGGGCAGUACAGCACUGCUUCGAACCUACUCUACUGCGCCAGCAUUGUUCUUUCCAAACUCUCCGUCCUCUCAUUCUAUCUCCGAAUCUCCAUCGACAAGAUCGUCCGCCGAGCCGUUUACUUUUGCAUGGCUCUGGUGUGCGCCUACAGUUUCACAUACGUCCUGCUAGUCAUCUUCCGAUGUUGGCCUAUAACUGCGACCUUUGAUCCGCUCCAGCAGGACAAGUGCAUUGAUCUAAGUAUCCUCGCUAUAUAUCUCAUCGCCUGCAGUGUUGCAGUCGAUCUCUUUCUCAUGAUAAUCCCCUUCCGGAUUGUCAAGCCUCUGCAAGUUCCCAUGAGUCAAAAGCUCGGUCUUGCAUUUCUCUUUGCGACAGGAGGUUCCAUCAUCGGUGUCACCCUACGACGACUCACCAUCACUCUUCCCAUGAUCACGAGCGACGACUACACGUGGGAGCUACCGCCACAGAUCAUCUUGAGUUUCCUCGAGGUCAACCUGAGCAUAUUUGUUAUCUCGCUCCCCGCACUCAAGCCUUUCUUCAAGCGCUACAUACCCUUCCUUAUCCAGUCCACGAUCCGUUCUCAGGACAAGACUCCCAAGAACAGCUCCAGCAAUCAGGAGAAGGGAAGUGGCUGCCAAAACGCCGUCGACUCAUAUGAACUAUCUCACAGAAAGUCAGAUGGUCCUCACGAUGAAGAGGCACGUUUGUGGUACAGGGAUCCCGAGCAGGGUGUUGCUGUCGACUCGGAUGGAUUCAGGCAAGACGUAGACAGCUUUGAAAGCGCGGCUGAUCGUUGUCCCUCUCUGACCCAGAAGCCUGAACCAGCUGUUGUCAGUUUCAGCACCAGAAGGUCUCACAGUGUCAAUGGCAUCGAUGUUAGCAGGGAAACAGUCGUGACAUAUGGCCAAGCGGUGUAG
Fusarium poae is the source of this 1251-nucleotide messenger RNA. RefSeq lists its product as uncharacterized. The transcript has 3 exons. Lineage: Eukaryota; Fungi; Ascomycota; Sordariomycetes; Hypocreales; Nectriaceae. The record is from RefSeq and is a predicted model, not a curated record. The coding region runs from base 1 to 1251 and encodes 416 amino acids.